AUGCCUCCUAUAGACAACUCCACAGGUCUGCUUAGCCAACCCGUCCCUCAGCCAUCAACUCCUGCACCAAAACCUCCAGAAACAACCUCUAAUGCUAUUCAAAUUGUUAAUGCCAAUUCACCAUGUCGUUCUUCGUCGCCUGAUAAACUUGACCCUCGUAAUUUUAAAGUUCAACGAAAGAAAGUUGAAACUAAUGAAACAGCUAUAUUGGACCCAAUCAACAUUGAAAAUAGAAGAUCCUUGGAUUCAGAAAACGAUCUCGCUACUUCUUUAGAAGAAAGAUUUUCGAGACUUCGAACAAAUUCAAAUAAUAAUUACAAUAACAGCUUGGUUAGAAAAAGUCUUCUUGAUUCAAAUCAAAAUUAUAAUUAUAAUUAUAGUCAUAGUCAUAGUGAAUCACCAGUAACUGUGACUUCAUCAAAAGACAAAAAUCGUUAUUCUCGACCUCUCCCUAUCCCUGACAUUUUGCACAAAUUCCAGGAUUCACCUGGGGGAUCAAAAAAUCAAAAUAAACCUACAAUAUCAAUGCCCGAACCCAUUAUUGCCCAACAAGGAUUAUUGAAAAACAAUGAUACUUUUGGCAAAAGUCAUAGGAGAAAUCAUAUAUUACAUAUGCCAGAACCAGGUGGGCCCCCUAAUCUUUCUUCAGCUGUUUUAAUUCCCCAAGUAAACGGAACUCAAACUUCAAAUGGUGUUGCAAUGAGUUUUUCACCACCAGGAACUAAUUCGUUUGAUCUAAAACAAUCAGAUUCACAAAACUUAGUCCAAAUUUCGAAAAAUAGAGAAUUUGAUUUUCCUAAAACUUUUAUAAUUUUACCCGAAGAACUUAAUAAGCUUUUGCAAUUAUACCCAGAACAAAUUCUUAUUAUAGAUAUCCGUCCGCGUGAAUACUUUAACAAUGGACAUAUUCCUUCUUCGAAUUUGGUGUGUUUUGAACCUGUCGCCAUUCAUUCAAGCUUAGUCGUUAAUGAUGAAACAUUAGAGCAAGCCUUAGUUUUGUCACCAGAUUAUGAGCAACAGUUAUUUAAACAACGCCAUAAAUUUCCAUUUGUUGUUUAUUAUGAUGCAAAUACAAGAAGUGCUGAUUUUUUAAAUGGAAGAUAUUUAAACGAACAAGACAAAAGAUUAGCAACAUUCAUUGACUAUUUAUACCGAAAACCAAUAAACAAACCUUUACAACGCCCCCCAGCUUUGUUGGUUGGUGGUUUAGAAGGAUGGAUAAAAAUGUACGGAAAAAAUAAAAUUUGGAAAAGUACAACGCUGCCUUUAGACCUUCCACCUUCUGCAUCUGCAUCUCUUAAUAAUCUUCGUGGUCCAAUGGGACCAGAAACACUUCAGUCAAUUCCAAAUAUUGUACCUCCUCUCAAUUUGCAACAUUCGGUUUCUUUAUGGAAAGCAGAAUAUUUAGAAAAUAAUUCAAUUGUUGCACCAAAAAUUCCUCAGGUGAUUCCAUCACGACCUUAUGGAUCACGAAAGGGCAGUACAGCAUCUCCGAAUCAUCGUUUAUCAUUUGAUGGUUCAAAUCCUCCUGUUACAACCCCAGCACAUGAAAUGACUAUUGGGACAUCAUCUUAUAACUACGCUCGAAACACUAAUGAUUUUUUUACAAUGCCAACUCCUACUGUUCCACAGUCUUUGCAAAGUUCGUAUUCUUCGUCUAGACCUACCACAACAGAUGAUCUUUAUUCUAUACCAUUAAAUGGAAGACAAACCAGAUCUGGUCAGCUUCCUAAUGGAAUACAGAGAUCUGACCCUAAUUUACCUAAAUUACCACCCCCGGUUGCCCAUGUCCCACAAUCUCAAUCUCAGUACCCACAUAUGGAAAUUAAUUCAGGUUAUGCCAUGGGCCAUGCUCCUGGUGCUUCUGACGGUCAUUCUGGUGCAUUGAUACUUGGAUCGUUACCUCCAAUUCAAAACCUGUGCACUAACAGGCCUGGUUCAAGUACUUUGGUCAAAACAUCGCAGAAUAUACAGCCAUUAAAACAUCCAGAAUCAUUUAAUCAAGUUUUGAGAUCAUUUUCAACUGGUUUGUCAAACUUGGGAAAUACAUGCUACAUGAACUGUAUUAUCCAAUGCAUCGCAGCAACUGAGAAGCUUGCAGGCCCAAUAAUAACAAUGCCCGAUUUGGCUAAUUUAAACAGCAAGCUUGGAUAUAAGGGUGUUUUAUAUUCUACUUUUUCUAGACUUUUGCAAGAGAUGAUUCGGAAAGAUAAUUCAUAUGUUUCGCCGGUACAGUUUAGAAAGUUAUGUGGAAGUUUGUCUCAUACUUUUAGUGGAUACCAACAACAAGACUGUCAUGAGUUUCUUAAUUUUCUUUUAGAUGGGUUACAUGAAGAACUUAAUCGAGCAGGAGAUAAGCAGCCACUCAAGCCAUUAACUGAAGAUGAGGAACGAAUUCAAGAACAGUUGAGCUUUCGUGUUGCAUCUGCAAAACAAUGGAAAAGAUAUUUAUAUUCAAACAAUUCUCCAAUUUCAACUUUGAUCCAAGGCCAAUAUUUAAGCCGGUUAACAUGUACUGUAUGCAAAACUACCUCAACAACCUAUAACGCCUUCUCAUGCCUUAGUUUGCCAAUUCCUUCUGUGUCUGACAUGGGACGGAGUAGUGUCCGGCUUGUUGAUUGUUUCAGACUUUUUACAGUUGAGGAAGUUCUUGAUGGUGACAAUGCAUGGCAUUGUCCACAGUGCAAAAAACGCCGAAAGACAACUAAGACGAUGAAAAUUACACGAUUGCCGGAAAUUUUAAUUGUUCAUUUAAAAAGAUUUCAGCAACAUGGUACUUCCAGUAACAAAUUGGAAACAUUUGUUUCGUAUCCUAUUAAUUCACUUGAUUUGACAGAAUUCUGGGUACAGCCAACUACCCAAGCAGAUGAAACAGUUCAGCAUGGCGGUCAAUAUCCUCCAUUUUUAUACAACCUGUAUGGAGUGGCUACUCACCAGGGUACACUUAAAGGAGGACAUUAUACAUCGUUUGUGAGACGUGGUCGAAAUGGAUGGUGCUACUUUGAUGAUACAAGAGUUUAUCGCAAUGUGAACCCAAGUCAUGUUGUUACACAACAUGCGUAUGUUUUAUUUUUUGAGCGCGUUAGACCAGUUCAUUAA
Molecule: messenger RNA, 3099 nt
Organism: Magnusiomyces paraingens
Lineage: Eukaryota; Fungi; Ascomycota; Dipodascomycetes; Dipodascales; Dipodascaceae
Exons: 1
Coding region: 1-3099 (1032 amino acids)
Biological process (GO): protein deubiquitination
Molecular function (GO): cysteine-type deubiquitinase activity
Source: RefSeq, a predicted model, not a curated record